Molecule: messenger RNA, 8943 nt
Organism: Callorhinchus milii (elephant shark)
Lineage: Eukaryota; Metazoa; Chordata; Chondrichthyes; Chimaeriformes; Callorhinchidae
Product: transforming acidic coiled-coil-containing protein 2
Exons: 23
Coding region: 422-7837 (2471 amino acids)
Biological process (GO): mitotic spindle organization; cell population proliferation; cerebral cortex development
Cellular component (GO): cytoplasm
Source: RefSeq, a predicted model, not a curated record
CGCAGAGAGAGGUUCUUUGUCCACACGAAUCCCGGGCUUAUCGCUUAUUCUUGGGGAUAGUGAUUCGGCGGGCGCAGAAAAUGAGGACGAGCAACAAACGGCAGACGAGGAAUCAUCAGUGGAACUCCGUGUGGGAAAUGAGUGCAGAUUGCAGGCAGACACGACCCCUGAAAGCAGGCACGCUCAGCCCGGCUGUCAGCAGCCUGAUGGAGCUGGAUUAAAAGAGAAACCCGCGACCUUCAGCCUUGAACAACAGAAAACCCACAGCAGUGAAAAGCAGGAGAAAGCCAAUGAAGGGGAUGUACACAGCCUUCGUGAGAAGACUGACCGCACCGAGUUCCCGGCGACCACACAGUUAGCUCUGGGUGCUGGUGCUGAAGAAGGGAGAUAUAAAUCGGAGUGUUCUAAAGAGCAGCUGGAAAUGGGCGAUGCUGAAUCCAAUCUCUAUCUGUGCAGGGAGAAGCUGGGCAACUCGCAGAGAGGCACAGGGAACCUUUUAUCUCCAGAAACCACCGGGUGGCCACACGGUGCUCAGAAAACGUCAGCAGUGGGACGCGAGAAUGCGUUGGCGGGGCUCGGCAGAGAAAUGCCACAGUCGGGCAGCAGGACAACAAAAGAAGACGUCUGUGAGGUUCUGUCUCACACCCUUCAGGCUGACGUGGAGAAGCUUCUACCCCCAGAGGUGCUGGAAUCAUCACUCAGCCCUCACAAUCCCGAUCCUGGACAUCCAAGAGAAAUACUAACGGGAUCCAACGGUGAACACCAGCGAAUCUAUGGCAAUGGGGAGCGAGAAUUUCCCGAUUCUCCCCAAGGGAAUCCCUGCUGCCUUCCCGCAGGGGCGGAGAAUGUGGAAAGCGCGGAAAAUGUUGCGUUUCCAAAGGCUGCUGAGUUGCUGAGAGCUCUGUGGGAUUCUGACUCGAGAGGCGCGAGCGGGCAACUAGCGGAUUUGAGCGUUGAUGGCCAACAACAGCCACUGGCUGCUGGUGCAGAGAAAGAGAAGGUGUGUGAGGCCAAGGUGUGCAGCCUUCAGCAACGAGGUGCCAGCCCGACACAGUCAGCGACAACCAUUGAGCAGGCACUAGGCUCCGGCACUCGGACCGCUGGCUCACUGGAAGAACGCCCGAGCUUCGACGAUAUUGUCGAGCGCCAGGACGUGGGUGAGCGUGGAACGAAAGUGGAAGCUUGCGCCGACAACGAGAAUAGCCCUGAGGUGGGUUUGGAGAGCAGCGUUGUGGAGCACGCGACAGUGGCGGGGAACCCUGAGCUUCCUCAGACCUUCGAUCAGGUGGUCGUGGUCCUUGACGGUGAACUGCAGGGAACACUCAGUGGCCCCACGGGAGGAGAGUACACGGAGGGCAGCCUGCGGACUGCUUCUGACCCUGUUGUAGAGACGUCGGCCGAAGAACUUGCCGCUGGCACAGAGAAUCGUGACGGGGCCGAAGCUGCUGAAGGAAUAGUGGGGCUGCUCAACGGUCAGAGCCAACGGCAGGAUAAAUGUGAGGAUGGCGUGAACGAGAAUGUUUGUGAAGGAAUGAUCCUCGUGGGUUCAGAGGAUGCGCUCCCGGAAUACACAGGACUGGUCGCCAGCAAAGUGCCUGAGAGCAAUGUGGAGCUAAAAGAAGAAUUAUUCGGGUUGAGCAGUGAAGGGCAGAAAAUAUGUAGCGCUGAAAGCAAAGGAACUGUCUGUGAAGGAGACGUUUUGGGGCUUCAGACAGACAGUGACGGCAUUUUGGUUCCAGGAACAACUGAGCUGACAUGUGGCUCUCGGAAUCCAGACACGGGACUGUCAGCGAUUUCAUUGGUGUGCGUUAGCGAGGAGCUACCAGACAGCAAUUUAAUGAGAGAAAAAGCCGGUGAGGAAAAUGUGCGGAGCAUUCAGACAGAUAGGGAGCAAACCGUGCAGACAGAAAGCACGGAAAUGACAGCUAACCUUUGGAGUCUGGAAUGGCAGGAAGGAACGGAGGCAGGGCUGGGUUUCAGUGGCGGUACAGAACAAGAACGCCCGAACAGAGGCACAUCAAAAGAUAAUGUCAGUGAGGAAGAUCCGCAGGCUUCUGUGCUGUGUUCAGAACACAUCAGGCUCCCAGAAGGGGAGAAGGUGACAGUUAGCUCACAGGAUCUGAUUACCGCAGAGACCCGAGAGAUGGGGUUAAGCGACCAGCUACAAACAGAGAAUGUGAGCAGCCUUCAGGUGGGUGUCGAGAGUCGUUUAUUUCCAGUAAGCGACAUACUGAUAUCCUGCCAUCAGAGUCCUCGUGCGGUGGAUGUCGAAGAGGCCAUAUUGGCUUUGAGUGGCGAAGGGGAGCAGCCAACACGCAGUGGUGAAAUGAAAACAGCACAAGCCUGUGAAGAAACCGCUCGUAUUGUGCACAAGAAUUCUGAGGAAAAAUCAGCAAUGCCAGCAACCGCGGAACUGAUCUCAAGCCCUCAGAAUCCUGACCCGGCUGAUUCACUGCACCUCUGUCCCGAGGAAGGGCAAGUUCACUUCAGUGGGAUAGAAAAAGAAACCUCUGAAGAGAAGCGUAGUCAACUAGUUGGUAUAGAGCGCGAUUUUUGCCCGGACGCCACCAUGAUAUUGCCACAAACCCCUCCGAAUUGUGACCUACCGGAGAUCAGAGAGAACUUAUCGUGGGUCGGUGGUGCCGGUGAACAGCGGGAAGCCCGCGACAGUGAAACGCAAGAUGAUACCUCGGAAAGCAAAGGCUUUCAGUGUGGCACGGGGAACUCGAUACCUCCGGAGUCAGUAAAACCGCUGGCUGGUUUUCACAUCCACGACUUGGAAGAAGAUCUACGCGAUAAUUUACCGGCUUUCGGUUCUGGUGGAGAACAAAACCCAACGUGCGGGAGUGGGACCGAAGAGCGGGUCAGUGAAGAAGAUCAGAGCAGCAUCGGGAUGAUUAGUGAAAGUGAGGCGUCAGAGAACACCAGGUUGAUAUCUCAGCCGCAGGACCUGGAAGAGCUGGAUCUGAAGGGAGUAUUACUUGCCUCUGCUGGUGAGAAACAGCAGGCGAGCGCCAGUGAAGAAAUCAAAGACGCUCUCAACUCUCAGAGUGAUGCUGUGAGUCUUUCAGUUCGAGAGGCCACAAGCGCACCCUCCAGUCCCCGGCAACGUGAUCCGCCAGGAGAUGAAAAUAAAUCACUGGGUUCAAACCGCGUCCCUGAAAAACAGCAAACGUGUGACCGUGAGCCCAAAGAGAGCCAAUUCCCCAAUGAAGAAUUCUGCCUUCUACAGAUGUACUUGGAACAAACCGCGGCCUCAGGAAGCACGGAAUUGCUAUCUAACUCUCGCGCUUCUAAUACUGCCGCUGGAUUGCCGGAGAGCACAAUCAGCCCUGGUGGCAAAGCUGACCAAACCAGCAACGUUGAAACGAGAGGAGACAUCUUUGGCGAAAAUGUACGCAGCCUUCAAAUGGAUGUGGAAGAGAGAAUCCCAGAAUCCGGUGAGCUCUCCACUGAUACUCUGCUUCCUGAUGCAGUGUUAACAGAGGAUCUGCUGAGGUUAACCCUCGACAGUGAGAAGCAACAGAGCUUGAGCGUGAGUGGCGGGGAAUGUGUUUCUGCAAAGAAUGUAGAGUGCCCAGCGGAAUGUGCUCCCUGCUCACCGACCGUUCCUGAGGCCGUGGACAUGAAUCACUUAUCAGAUAAACCCUUGAAGAGUGAGCAACAACAGACAGACGACAGUCCGGUGUCACACAAGGCUCGCGAGGAGAAAAUUUGUCUGGGAACGGAUUCUGUUCUGGGGGGCGAUACCCUUCCAGAAACAGCGGAGAAAGAGCCAGUCUCGGCAGUGGGAACAGAGCAUAAAAGACACGCUACUUCACAGGAAUCUCCACUCCGAGAACUGCUGAUUGUUAAACCUGAGGAACCCAGCAGCGUAGCCCAGCACCUGCUGUUAUUGCACGCGGGAGAUGCCGAGGAGGGUGUAUUGGAGAAGGAUGCCAAGGGGCAGGAACACAUUGUGGGCGUUCCAGCAAUAGGGAAUUUCACUGGAACAAGUCCUCCAGUUUCCGUCAAGGAGCCUUCCAGCAUGACUGAUGGUGUAUUUACAAAGGAGUACUCGCUUCCAGAACCAACAGCUGAACCUCAGGGCCACUCCCUGUGCCUCUCAGCUGAUGUCACGGAGAAGAAGCUUCCCUAUGCUGAGUGUAAAAGCCCUGAAGUCCAAAUAAUUGAAGCAGGACUGAAGGCUGAAAGGCCUGUACUUGACUCUGAUGUCUUGCCUCGUCCAGCAUUGCCAAGCAGCAUAAUCAGCCCCGAGUCAACUCGAGUAUCUGAGAGCUUCCCUUUGCCGGCACAAGAAAGCGUUCCCGUAUCUCGUGGUCGUAAAGGACCAGCAGUUUCUCCUCUUUUGCCUCUGCUGCCCGACGACGUAGAUAAAGCAUCUGCUGACCCAACACUGCAGGAAGAGCUUGCCAGUGUUUCCUUUCCUUGUGAAUUGGAAGAGCCAUUGGUUCCUUCUGCGUCUUUAUCUCCAUCUCUUUCAUCUCUGGAACCAGAUGGUGCAGAUGAGGUGACUUCUGAAGCAACAGAUCAACAGACAGAGCUUGUGAGUAAUACUGUGCCUUGUGAGAUCACAAGGUCAAUUCCUCCGCUACCUCUUGUGGACACUGAUACAGAGACCGCUGAGGGCUCCUCGGAGCAAGAUUUGAUAAGAGCUUCUGUGUCCUGUGACAGUGAAAAGCCAGCAGCUCCCCCUCUGCCUUCUCCUCCUUCCAGUGAAGCUGAACUGUUGACUGGUACAACAGCACUGCAGACAGAGCUCGUGAGGAGCUCGGACUCGGAAGGAGCCUUCGAGACGCCCGAAGAGACGACCCCUGUCAAAGUCGCUCCGCAGAUUCCCACCGGGGCUGGUGAAGAGGAGAGCCAAGAGCAGCUGCCCGCCGAAGAUUCAGUGUUUUCCCCUGACAAUCAGAUCGUAGACACCACUGAAAAACAGUUAGGGGAAGCUGAUGCCUUCAGACCUCUCUCCGAGUCAGCCUCCAUCGUCUUUGAUGAAGAUAAACCAAUAGCCAGUAGUGGAGCUUAUAAAAUUGAUUUUGAUAGUCUCGAGUCGUUAGCCCCUUUCCAGGUUUCAUCCUCUCUGGCUCCGAGCUCACCUGUGACAGACAAGCCAAAGGGAUCAGGAAUCCUCGAACAAGCCAGUAAAGAGAUCCCAUCCUCUCCAGCUGGCUCCAGUCCACCACUGCCAUCUCCACCACUCGGGCAAAAGGCUGAAACGCCUGCCGAAGCCACAGAUGUUGGCAAUACAGAAGCCCCGGCCACAUCCUUGCAACCAGAGGCAUUCAGUAUAGCUGCAGAUAAUGCUCCCAGUGUUAAGAAGAAGAAACCCAGGCCACUGUCUGUAAAAAGGAAGUCAAAGGCAGAGCAGGCCGCAGAGGUCCGAUCAGAACAACCUGUAGAGAUACCAACAGUGACGGAAUGCCCGGCAGUGCCCCCAGCUCCAGAGACUAGCAAAGCCGAGACGUUACCUGAAGCGCCUUGUCCACAAAGCGCAGUGAACGACUCUCCCCUUCCCACUUCGGCUUCCUGCGGCUUCGAUCCAGGUAACUUUGUCGAAAUCGGUUCUCUCGACGGUGGAGCUGUGCAGAAGGUGCCACUUUCAGAGACCAAAAGCGGGGGGGCUACCGCAGUAUCGACAGAAUCGGAAAGAGUGGAACCUGUGGUUGACGUCAAGAUUGACUCUCCAGCUUUGGGCCAUGCGGUGAGGCUGGAGUUUGACUAUUCCGAAAAUAAAGACGAUUUUGAAACCGAGCAGGCAAAGAAACCGCCUCCUAAGAAACUGGGUAAGAAGCCCAGUGGAAAAAUGCCACUCAGAAAGCCAAAGAUUGGGGCCAAAAAGGUUCCCUCGGUUGAAAAGGUGGACAGCACUUCUUCUACGCCACCUUCAACGACUGAUAUUGACGAUAUCCCAAUUCAGAAGACCUCAUAUUCUUUUAACCCUGAUCAAUGGGAUGAUCCCAAUUUUAAUCCGUUUGGCAGUAAUGUUAAGGUCCCCAAUUCUCCCAAAUUAUCUCGUGCUUCGUACAGUUUUGAGGCAGACAAUUGUGAUGGCUCUUUGGACCCCUUCAAAUCUUCCUCAAAAAUGUUGGGAUCCCCUUCGCAUUCCUCCGCUUCAUUCGAGGUGAACGAUGACCCUGUCACACCCGAAGAAGAAAAUGGCAGUAAGUCUUCAAAGAAGAAAAGGCCACCUUUAAAGACAAAUACAUUCAGGGUGAAGAGAUCACCAAAGCGCUCACCACUGUCUGGGACCCCCUCGCAGGAUUCGACCCCACUAACUACCCCCGAGACACCACCAGUUAUCGCCACAGUGGACCAUGCCACCGAUGAAGAGAAACUGGCCUCCUCUGUGACAAAUCAGAAAUGGAGCUACUCCGGGGUACAAAGUGAACUGGACGAGAAGCCUGACUACCCUCAGCCCUCCGAUCUUUCUGCAUUUGUGAAUGAAAACAACUUCACUUCUCCAGAGGUUUUGGAAUAUGACCAAUCGUUAGAAAUAGAAUAUAUGGAAAAACUUGGCUCAUCUUCACCUCAUAAUGAUACAACUGCACAAAAACAGUCCAUGUACCUGAAGAUUGAUUCUCUGAAAGAUAGUCCGGUAAAGUCUCCACCCAUUAAGCUAUCUGAUUCAACCACACCAUAUUCAGGGUUGAGUCCGGAUGAAGCAGAGCUCAGUGUACAGACAUCUGCUGGGAAGAAGAUCCAACGUCCAGUCACGCGAGCCUUGGCUCCAAGUCAAGAGGUGUAUUCACAGCCACCUGACAAGCUGAAGGUGAAUGACAUGGAUUCCAUGAGUUCAUUGUCAGCUAAACCUGGAAUGGCAACACCUGAGGAACUGGUUGCCUCUGCAGAUGCCUUGAUAAAUAGGAUUAUAGGACAUGCAGAAGUAGACGAUGACGAAGUGGACUAUCUGCAGCCAGACACAGCUGAAAAGAACCCAACAGCAUUUGCUUACAAGUUACAGGAAGAGCUAGUGUAUGCUGCGAUGAGGAUAGAAGCACUGAAGCUAGCCAGACAGCUUUCCAACUCUCCCGGCAACUCCUUAGAUUAUGAGAUGAGAGGGAGGAGAACGGUCCCAAGAACAUGGGCCAGUUUGGGUUCGUGUUUACAACAAAGAGAUGCUACAUCUCCAAUGGACACCCCAAUUUCCAAAAGUGCUCUGUACUCUCGAAGCUGUGAGGUCGAGCUUGAUGACACUGCGCUUGACGGACAUCACUACGACCAAAGGGAUUUGGAUUCUGCUUUGAGGGCAACGAGGGAGGAGAUUGUUGCCAAGACAAGAGAAGCAGAUGAGUGGAAGAGGAAGUACGACGAGAGUAGGCAGGAGGUUGUUGAGAUGAGACGAAUUGUCGCAGAAUAUGAGAAGACCAUUGCUCAAAUGAUUGAGGACGAUCAGAGGGACAAGUCCAUCUCUCAUCAUACGGUGCAGCAGCUAAUAGUUGAGAAAGACCAGGCUUUGUCGGACUUGAACUCGGUGGAGAAAUCUCUAGCAGAACUCUUCAGGAGAUACGAGAAGAUGAAGGAGGUUUUGGAGGGAUUCCGAAAGAAUGAGGAGGUAUUGAAGAAGUGUGCGCAGGAAUACCUUGCCAGAGUAAAGAAAGAAGAACAACGCUAUCAAGCACUGAAAAUCCACGCGGAGGAGAAACUAGACAAAGCCAAUACUGAUAUUGCCCAAGUCCGAGCUAAAUCCAAAUCUGAGCAGACAGCCUUUCAGGCCAGUUUACGGAAAGAACAGAUGAAAGUGGAGUCACUGGAAAGAACCUUGGAACAGAAGAAUAAAGAAGUUGAAGAGCUGACAAAAAUCUGUGAUGAACUGAUUGCCAAAAUGGGAAAGAGUUAAUGAUGCCUAUUUUUAUUAUUAUUAUUAAUUGGGAGAGGGGCAUGAAAUAAAAGGAGUGCAAUAAAGCCAGUGGUGCAGUAAUGUUGGCUGACCUAUGUGGACAUUAAGGUUUUCACCAUAUUUUUAAUGCACUAUUUCUCUUUCCAAUGAGGACUGUUUAAUGUAUGUAGCAUUCAAAUGGCCCGUGGAAGUUUCUUUUUACUGUCUGCUGUAUUGUUGUAUGGCACAUGGCAAGUUGUUGACAUACGAGUUCCUGUAUCAGGGAGUUUGGUUCUUUUAAUGGCUAGAUGAGAUGCAUUAGAUAUUGCCGCCACUUUUUAAUGGGUACUCAUGUAUUGUGUCUUCAGAGUUACAAGUUACUGUACAUUACUGCAAGGGAAUUCUUGCCAAUUUUCAGUGAAGCCUUAAGAGUGUAGACUUGAUCUGCAUUAUGGAUUUGUAAAAAAAAAAAUGCAUGUCUGUCAAUGAAUUCCUCUAUAUUGUAAAUAAAUUUGGUUGAAAAUCACAGCUGAUGGUUGUUUUUUUAAAAAAAAACGACUGAUAAUUUUAUUCCGAACUGUGGUUUGCGCAAAGCUGUUGGUCUUACCAGUGGCUACGUGAGAGCAGGUGUUUGGAUCUCAAGAGUAGGUGGAGAAUGUGUAGUUGCUCCCUGUCCUGCCAGAUGUUGGAUUCGUGGAAUGGCUUUGAAUGGCCCUCAACAUCUCUUGGUUGAUCGACUGUGGAUUCUGCAGGUGUCAACUUUGCCCCCGACCCCAACCACCAACUUCACUGUCGCUGAUCCCUAACUUCUCUGCCUGUCUGCGAGACCUAUAGUGCUUUAGAUCUGUUGACUUCACCUCAACCGCUCCUGUGGACUCACAGCAGCACGUUCACCAAAUAGCAGGGGGCAGAUGGCCACUUUCCACCGCGGCCGGCACUCAGAAUGGGCAGCCUUCUGUCGCAGUGACGGGAGCAGCAGGCAGGAAGCAGGGCUCCAGGCAGCACUGUGUACAACAAAUGCAACCGAGCUUUAUUAGCUCCACAAUUCUAUGUUUGUGCGUAAUGUUUUGGGUUGUUUUGUCUCCUGUAUUCAUUUUACAGUCGAAAUAAAAUGAUGAUAAUCCUUG